Molecule: messenger RNA, 2583 nt
Organism: Andrographis paniculata
Lineage: Eukaryota; Viridiplantae; Streptophyta; Magnoliopsida; Lamiales; Acanthaceae
Product: VIN3-like protein 2
Exons: 5
Coding region: 397-2391 (664 amino acids)
Biological process (GO): epigenetic regulation of gene expression; vernalization response
Source: RefSeq, a predicted model, not a curated record
UCUCUGAACUCUCUCUCUCAUCUAAACUCAACUCAACUGCCCCCUUCUUCUUCCUGUCUCUCACACCACAGUGACAAUCUCCCUCUGAUUCCUUCUCUCUCAAGAGAUACACACAGGCAGGCCAGGCAAAGCUUUACGCGAUAUAUACUAUACGUAUACAUAUAUUAUAUAUAUGUGUCUUUAUGUAUAUGUAUAUGCUCGAAUUUGUGUAUGUAUGUAUGUAUGUAUAUGCAAAAAAAAUGGUGCUUUGGGCGCUGAAGUGCCCACGUUGAGGACCCCUCUCUUCCUGGAUUCUUUCACCACUUCUUGCUGAGCUGUGGUUUUCAGCGAAGAAGGGGACGAUUCGGUGGUAAUGUGAGGUUUGGACUUUGGCGGCUGAAGACGAAGCUUAGAGAGAUGGAUGUUUCGGCUUUGGAGGCUGUGGUAUACGAUCCUUCCAAGUGCAUUAAGUUGAGUAUGGAGCAAAAGAGAGAACUGGUGUAUGAGGUGUCGAAGUGGCCAGAUUGUGCGAUGGAAAUGCUGCAGGUAUGGAGUCGCCAGGAGAUAUUACAGAUCCUCUGUGCAGAGCUCGGCAAGGAGAGGAAAUAUACAGGAUUGACAAAGUCUAAAAUAAUCGAACAGCUUCUGAAACUCGUAUGCGAAAGGAAAUCACAGGAGUUAGGAGCUGCUGCAGCAUGUGCUUCUCUUUCUCAAGCUCAACCAUCGUUAGAAAGUGGCGAAAGGACUCCCAAAAGGCAAAGGAAAUCCGAUGCUGGAACUGUUACUUCUGAUUUCUAUUCAGGCAAUACUUUGUGUUGCAAAAAUUCAGCUUGCAAGGCAAAAAUGAAUGGCGACGAUCCAUUUUGCAAGCGGUGUUCCUGCUGCAUAUGUCGCCAGUAUGACGACAACAAGGAUCCGAGCCUUUGGUUAACAUGUAGCUCAGAUCCUCCAUUUCUUGGCAUCUCGUGUGGCACAUCGUGCCACCUUGAAUGUGCGCUGAGGCAUGAAUAUUCUGGCAUCUCGCAGGAUAGGUUGGAUAAGGGACUUGAUGGGAGCUUCUGUUGUGUAUCUUGUGGAAAGGUUAACGAUUUGCUCAGCAAUUGGAGAAAGCAAAUAAUGGUGGCAAGGGACACGAGAAGGGUUGACAUAUUGUGCUAUAGGCUCUCCUUAAGCCAAAAAAUUCUUUCUGGCACCAAACACUACAAGAAUUUAUAUGCAAUCAUCGAUGAAGCUGUGAAAAUGCUCGAAGAAGAGGUCGGCCAUCUGACGGGUUUACCGGUAAAAAAGGCUCGAGGGAUUGUCAACAGACUCUCAUCAGGCUUGGAAAUUCAGAGGCUUUGCGCCUCUGCCGUGGAAGCUCUCGAUGCAAUGCUCGCUAACCGAGUCUCCGAUAUGCCUUCUGAUUGGAAUACACUUGCCUCGAAUCUCGUCAGGUUCGAAGGGGUUAAGGAUACAUCCCUUUCAGUGAUUGUGAAUUUCAAGGAUUCAAGAAACAUUGGCAGUUACACGGUAUGGCAUCGAAGAGCUGAUGACAUUGGGUAUCCUUGCGAGCCUACCUGUAGAUUGUUGAAGCCGAAUGCGGAAUUUAUACUUUCUGGGUUGACUCCUGCGACACCGUAUUAUCUGAAAGCCAUUGCCCAGUAUGCGGACAGAGACAUGGGAUUCUGCGAAUUCCAGUUCUGUACGGAAAGCUCUCAAGAUGAGGUUCAAAAUACACACUUGGAAGAAGAGAGAAGCCGAAGCCAAAGCCUAAACCUAAGCCUGGCUGCCACAAACUGCAGCAGCCUCUCGAAUCCAUCAUCCGUUGAAGAUGAGACCAACAACGUUGUUGUUAUUCCCAGCAAUGCUGAUAAACCUGCCACUCCGAAUGAGAAGAACACUAGUACUACUUGUGCUGUGAUUUGUUUGCUGGACGGAGAAUCGAGCAUGGAGAAGAAGAGAGAGGAAACGAGCACUGAUGACGGGUCGAAUACGAGCACGGAUAAUAAUGGAUCUAAUACGCCUCUCAGGGCUGGCUUGCCGAUCACUCCCUGUCUCAAGGAUGACACAGGGAGGAGCAACUGGGCUAAAUUUGGUGGCGCGGUGGAGAUGGGAAUGGUAACGAAAAGGAGUGCGGGGGAGAAAAAAGAGUGCGGUGGGAUGGGGGACAAGGAUUUCGAGUACUAUGUGAAGGUGAUUCGAUGGCUGGAGUGCGAGGGGCAUAUAGAGACGGCAUUCAGGCAGAAGUUCUUGACGUGGUACGGGUUGAGGGCGAACGCUCAGGAGGUACGCAUAGUGAAAGUAUUCGUCGAUACGUUUAUUCAAGAUCCGGAGUCGCUUGCAGGGCAGCUGCUGGAUAGUUUCUCCGACGCCGUGGCCAACAAGAGGUGCUCCACCGUGGCUGCCGGAUUCUGCACCAAGCUGUGGCAUUGACAUGACAUUGAAGAGUAGGAACUGAGUGAGUGAGUGAGUGAGAUCAAUUUAAAUUUGAUGAGAAAUACUAUUCUUCUUCUUCUUGGGAGUUUAGGAAUGAAUUUCUAUUUGUCACAAUUGUGCAUUAUUAUUAUGAUUUGGGAUCAUUAUGGUUACUUUUUGGGGUUUACUACUAUUUACAUUUUAUUAUGU